This is a messenger RNA of Daldinia decipiens, 489 nucleotides long. RefSeq lists its product as uncharacterized. The transcript has a single exon. NCBI's taxonomy places the organism in Eukaryota, Fungi, Ascomycota, Sordariomycetes, Xylariales, Hypoxylaceae. The record is from RefSeq and is a predicted model, not a curated record. The coding region runs from base 1 to 489 and encodes 162 amino acids.
AUGGCCGCUCAAGCUACAAACGGAAGCUUUAUCGAUAUCACCAUUACAACCUUCUCAUCACCCGAACCUGAUAAUCAACGAGGACGGAAACGCCGACGCAGCCCGCCAGAAGCUUUAGCAGUUGCAGCAGCUCGAAUGCCGUCAGCAGAGUCUGCUACUUUCCGUGGACGAUGCAGGCACCGUUCAUCUUCGAGGCUCGAUAUAUCCAGAAACACAUCACGACUUAGAGGAGGGUCUUUAUCUCCAACCCGCAGAAAGCUGAUCCGCGUUGUUCAAUUAAACCGUCACCGAAGCCAAUCACCAUCUAGAUCCCGCUCUCCGGCUACACAGGAGGCUUCGAAGAGAAGGCGGCAAAGAACACAGAGCCGAGGUCGAAAGCACGAUGUCGAGUCAAAGAAAGUUGUCGAGCCUAUUAUUGCUUCGUUCCUCCGCCACGAAAUCGUGAUCAGGAACGAUAGUCCGUCUCAGAAAUCGAAACAUAACGGAUGA